UACAUUUAUUGCUUGACGAUUGAACUUGAAGCCUUGUAUAUUUUGAAUGACAAAAAUUGUCAAUUUUAACGGAAAGCAAUGGAAAGUUCCGACCAGUUGACUGCGAUAGCAUCAAGCCACAAAAUAUGGAAGCGUCUCAUCGGAAAAGAAGAAGCUACUGAAGUUUGUAGCUACAUCAAAGAAACAAACCUCUAUCAGAUAAUAAUGAAUCCAGAAACUCUCAACGAGGAAAUGAACACGCCCUUUGUCCCAAAUGCACCACCAGCUCCUAAUGCACCACCGGCUCUAAAGGCACCACCGGCUCCAAAGGCACCACGAGCUUCAAAAGCACCACCAGCUCCUAAUGCACCACCGGCUCCUAAUGCACCAUCGGCUCCUAAUGCACCACCGGCUCCAAAGGCACCACCGGCUCCAAAGGCACCACCGGCUCCAAAAGCACCACCAGCUCCAAAAGCACCACCGGCUCCUAAUGCACCACCAAUUUCACCGGCUCCAAAUGCACCGAUAGCUCCUAAUGUGACAUCAACUGAUGCAACGGACUUACAAAGUGAAAUCCCAAAGAUGUCCAAGAUUCAUUGGAGAAAACUUUCCAAAGAUAGGAAUGCCCAAUGCAUGAUCAAUCAAAAAUUUAAAAGAUUUCCGAAAGGGGUCAUGGAGGUUCAUAAGACAUUUUGGCAGGGACUCCCACAAAUUGAUAUAGAAGAGCACCAAAGUUUUCUUUCGACAAGUUUUGCAGAAAAGGCUGCGUCAAAAUCAAUUAAAAAAGUACCCGAAAAGGAAAGCGACCAUAGGGACAUGAUAAGAAUAUUGAAUGGAGACGACCAAAGAGCCAUAGGCAUAAUGAGAAAGAAAAUGGUUAACGUCUCAUCAAAAAAGAUACAAGAUUGGAUGUCCAAAUUUCCUCUGAAAAAUUUUUUUAAGAAAAUGGGAAACCAACUUGAAUUUCUUGUAGAGAUGGUCAAAAUUGCUGAAAGUGACAAGAAGGGUAGAAAUUAUAUGCCACAGCUACUGGACAAACAACUUGACUCUUCUAAAUUGAGUUCUGAGGAAGAUAUGUAUCUGUAUCAGCUACACCAGAUACCAAACUUUACCACAUACAUGCAGAUCGUCAGAAUGUAUCAAGAUCUUGUGGUUGAAAAGGAGGAGAAAUAUCUUGAUUACCUCAAAAAUGUGGUUACGGCAUGUGCAGAAAUAAGAACAUCUCGAUCUUUAAAAGAGCUCAUAUCAUGCAUCGUGCAAGUAGGAAAGUUCCUUAAUUCAGAGAAAGAUUUCCCAGGCUUUGACAUGAGCCAAACUCCUCUAGAAUACAUAACCAAUUUUAAAGACAAAACUGAAGAAUCUACAUCGAUUGGACUUCAUUCUCUUAACAUACUUGAGAAGGUAAAUCCGGGCAAAAAUUAUGCAAAAUUACUCAACUCAGAGAUGGAAACAGUAUUUGGCUUAGCGAUACCAAAUUCAUUAAAAGCAGAUUAUGUUUGUAAUGAUCUGAUAAAGUGGGAUGGGCAAAUAAAAAAGAUUGUUGAUAUUAUACAGAACAUACAGUCCAACAGUGAGGCAGCUAUAUCAAUAGCAGUCCUAAACUGUGCCAUUGAUGUCAUCGCUAAAAAACGUAGCACCAUACAAAUGAUUUCCGAGAAAGUUGCAAAUGUUUUCUUUGAGACCAUGAUUUAUAUGGGUCUUAAUCCAGUGAGUUAUGAAAAAGGCCAAGAAAAGCCAAAGUUGCCCUCAACUUCCCUUUUUUCGCCCAUCAGUAUAUUCAUAGAGCACCUACUUAAAGAUAAAUAACUCCAAAUCAAAGAGCUUAAGAAGAAAUCUGUAACUAAGGGAAGAUUAAGGAUAAAAUCAAAGCAUUUCAGUACGAAAACCGUCAAAAAGAGAAA
This is a messenger RNA of Bolinopsis microptera, 1880 nucleotides long. Its product is annotated as formin-1-like. Lineage: Eukaryota; Metazoa; Ctenophora; Tentaculata; Lobata; Bolinopsidae. Bases 79 to 1785 code for a protein of 568 amino acids. The transcript is spliced from 2 exons. The record is from RefSeq and is a predicted model, not a curated record.